CCACUCGCGCUCUCGGCUCCCCGGGCAGGCCACCAUGAUCCCCUCGCGAGGGGGCUCCAUGCCGCCGCCCCCCAACGCCACCGCCUAUUUCCCCCCGCCUCGCGUCACCCUCCCGUCCGGCUUGGAGAUCCUGCGCACCUACUCGGGGGCCUUCAUCUGCCUGGAGAUCCUACUUGGAGCACUUGUCUGGAUUUUAGUUGCUGCUUCCAAAAUCCCUUUGCCACUCCUGCAAGGCUGGGUGAUGUUUGUGUCCGUGACCGCCUGCUUCAGCUCCCUGGGUUUCCUCUCGGUGUUUCUCUUCAGCUACAGAGAGAGAAUUGCAAUUGACUGGAACCGUUUGGAUUUCCUGUACCACGCAGCCGUUUUUGUCUGUUAUUUCGGGACGUUUUUGUUGCAAGCCGCCACGACGUCUUUGCACGGCCAUCCGCUUAAGUUCUAUUUCGACAUCCAACGCAACACUACCAUCCAUCAGACACUUCUAAACGAGCACGAAUAUAACUUGAGCAUAGCAGCUGCUAUUUUUGCCUUUGUAACCACUGUAUGUUAUGGGUGCAGCACAACCCUGGCUUUGAGAAGAUGGAAACUAUAGUACUGGAAGAGAAGAAUUGUCUCUGUAGCAUCCCGUCAGUUUCGCAUAACGGUGCAGAUGAUCAAAAUGGUUAUACCAUUUGUCCAGCAAAUCAGAGUGGAAUUCCAAAAAAAACAAAAACAAAACGGUGUUUGGAAUAAAUUUAUAUUUUUCUAAAAUGUUGAUAUGCAGAUAAGCCCAUGUCUUGAUUCUAUUUGUCGACAGGCUGGGAGAAUUGUUAUUUAUUUCUCUAGUUUUUUUUCAAUUGCCUAGGUUAUGGAGUGACUUUUGGCCCUGGCUACUGAUAGUAUUAUAAAGCAGAAUGAUAAAGAACAUUGUUGCUAUCAGGCAAUUUUUUUUUUCUUGGUGCUAACCAACUGGUUGGAGGAGGAAAUAAAAACCUUUGCAGAUGUGCUUUGUACCUCGCAGCACAGGAAAAUGCAGAGAGGCAGCUAUAAAGUCAUAAAUCCUGCAGUGCUUGUGGCUAAUAGUUAACUCAGUUUGCGGCCCGUGAAACAUAAGAACAUAAGAAGAGCCAU
Molecule: messenger RNA, 1107 nt
Organism: Gekko japonicus
Lineage: Eukaryota; Metazoa; Chordata; Lepidosauria; Squamata; Gekkonidae
Gene: MAL2
Product: mal, T-cell differentiation protein 2
Exons: 4
Coding region: 35-589 (184 amino acids)
Biological process (GO): myelination
Cellular component (GO): membrane
Molecular function (GO): structural constituent of myelin sheath
Source: RefSeq, a predicted model, not a curated record